UCUAACACCCGCCACUUCAAAUAUUCGUGUGCAAGAAACAUCUAGCCUCACUCUGUUCUGUCAUCUUUUGCUUUUAUUGCUAAGACUUCCUGCCUGUAAGAAAGGAAAACCACACCCUGUCGGGGUGGAGUCAGGUUUUUUUUCUUCCAAAAAGGACUUUCUCCAAAUCCUGUCUGAGAUGGGGAAUUUGAAACGGUGAAUAGAAUGGACAGUUCCUGGGAAUGGCUUUUUCCAUUAAACAAGCACUGGGAGGGUCUGAUAUUUCAGAUGCUUGCUAUAGGCUGGAGCAAACCAAGCCCUGGGUGUUUCACUGAUUUCCAGAUGAUUAGGAGCCUAGCAAUGGCUGAAGGCUGCUCUGGCAUGGGACCACUUUAGGAGCAUUUGUCAUCUCCACCAUGUCUUUGUCAUAGAUGCUGUCUCGAGUCCUUGUACUUGGCAGUUAUUAUCAUGGUAUCCUACAGAGUCUCUGGAGUUUGGAAUCUACAGUCAGCGUGAAAUGCAAGGAAAGAAAUUAGUGUUGCUUGCCUGCUCCCCAAAGCAGCCUGGAAUAGUGUCCCCUUUCAAACGUGUCUUCCUGAAAGGCGAAAAGGGUCGGGAUAAAAAGGCCCAGGAAAAGGUUACGGAAAGACGACCUCUUCAUACAGUACUGCUGUCCUUGCCUGAUCGAGUUGAACCAGACAUAUUGUUGAAUGACUACAUUGAAAAGGAAGUCAAGUAUUUAGGCCAACUAACAUCCAUCCCAGGGUACCUGAAUCCCUCCAGUCGUACUGAAAUAUUGCAUUUAAUAGACAAUGCAAAGAGGGCACAUCAGCUUCCAGGGCAGCUGACCCAGGAACAUGAUGCUGUGAUUAGUCUGUCUGCCUACAACGUCAAGCUGGUGUGGCGGGAUGGAGAGGAUAUCAUACUCAGGGUCCCCAUCCAUGACAUCGCAUCUGUGUCAUACAUCCGCGAUGACUCCUCACACCUGGUAGUGCUGAAAACAGCUCAGGACCCUGGAAUUUCCCCAAGCCAGAGUCUUUGUGCAGAAAGCUCCAAAGCACUUACUUCAGGAUCGUUGUCUGAGAGUGGAGUGGUACCUGUCGAAGCUUGUUGUUUGGUGGUCCUGGCUACAGAGAACAAAGUAACUGCAGAGGAACUCUGCUCACUUCUCAGCCAAGUCUUCCAGAUUGUUUACACUGAGUCCACAAUAGACUUCUUAGAUAGAGCAAUAUUUGAUGGGGCCUCCACACCAACGCGCCAUAUGUCCCUACACAGUGAUGAUUCUUCAACAAAAGUGGACAUUAAAGAAUCUUACGAAACAGAAGCAAGCACUUUCUCCUUUCCGGAAUCCUCGGAUACAGGCGGCAACUCGCCUUCUUCCUUCUCGACGCCUCAGUCUCCACACGUUAAGACGGUCAGUGAAAGUGAGCUGAGCACCACAGCAACGGAGCUGCUCCAGGACUACAUGAUGACGCUAAGAACCAAACUCUCUUCCCAAGAGAUCCAGCAGUUUGCAAUGCUCCUGCACGAAUAUCGCAAUGGGGCUUCAAUACACGAAUUCUGCAUCAACCUGAGACAGCUCUAUGGGGACAGUAGGAAAUUCCUGCUACUAGGCCUUAGACCGUUCAUUCCUGAAAAGGACAGCCAACACUUUGAGAACUUCCUAGAAACCAUCGGGGUGAAGGAUGGCCGGGGAAUUAUCACAGACAGUUUCGGGAGGUACAGACGGACUCUGAGCACUACCUCCAAUUCAACGACCAAUGGGAAUGGAGCUGCGGGGAGCUCGGAUGACCAGUCUGCCCCUUCCGAGGGAGACGAGUGGGACCGAAUGAUCUCUGACAUAAGCAACGACAUUGAAGCUCUUGGCUGCAGCAUGGACCAGGAUUCAUCAUGAGACACAGCUGUGGGAGGGAGGAUGAGAAGAUAGCUCCUUUCAAAGGGGCUUUUUUGUUCUCUUUCACCCCCAUGUACUAAUUGCAGCAACAUUUGCUGCUGUCUUCCUGACCUUCCAGUCUGAAAGAGGCUCCAAGGAUGAAUUGGGAUGUGAUUAUUUUUCCUGCCUUGUCAAUGGCUUCACUGGUGCCCAUUUUGUGAUGGUGGCUGGUGCCCUCUUACUGUGAAGGCAUGUGUGUGUCUUCGUGCAGGUGAGCGUGCUGUGUGAAAGGAAACCCGGGUUGGGUGAUGGAACCGGAGUCCCUUCCUCUGACUUCUUAGAACUUUCUUUGGUUUUGUGUUUUCUUUGCUGUCGUCGCUCUGGAGUGAUGCAACGAAGCUGGGGCAAGAAACUUGCAUUGAGCAGUAACAGCUCACUGGGACCCGAUGGCGGGUUUACAGUUUUGCACAUGAUAUUCCUAUUGUAACUCAGACUUUUUUUUUAAAUGAAGUUUACCACAAUGUGAAUAAUUUAAACCUA
Messenger RNA from Gopherus flavomarginatus (Mexican gopher tortoise), 2392 nucleotides. RefSeq names its product CCM2 scaffold protein (gene CCM2). The coding region runs from base 497 to 1873 and encodes 458 amino acids. NCBI's taxonomy places the organism in Eukaryota, Metazoa, Chordata, Testudines, Testudinidae. The record is from RefSeq and is a predicted model, not a curated record. The transcript has 11 exons. Gene Ontology annotation, biological process: vasculogenesis; heart development.